Messenger RNA from Dermacentor andersoni, 7725 nucleotides. It is a transcript of the gene Pi4KIIIalpha, whose product is annotated as phosphatidylinositol 4-kinase III alpha. Gene Ontology annotation, cellular component: plasma membrane; cytoplasm. Gene Ontology annotation, molecular function: 1-phosphatidylinositol 4-kinase activity. Gene Ontology annotation, biological process: phosphatidylinositol-mediated signaling; phosphatidylinositol phosphate biosynthetic process. The record is from RefSeq and is a predicted model, not a curated record. NCBI's taxonomy places the organism in Eukaryota, Metazoa, Arthropoda, Arachnida, Ixodida, Ixodidae.
AGAAAAUGUUCAUUUUAGUUUCUGGGGUAUAUUGCAGUGGCAAAUUGAAUUGGGUCGAAUAAAUGUCUUAAUUGGUGCGCCACAUUGCAGGGCCGAGAGGAAGGAAUCUCCGCGAUCGAAUGUCCGCUACCGCAGCCUCGCGCCGCCGCAGCCGCUGUAUGCCGCUGUCGCUUCCGCAAAUGUAGGUGUGCCGCAGUGGUUGCCGAUAUUGUCUUGCGGUUUGUCGCUCCACGAACGGUUCGCGAUUCGUUGGAUUGUUUUGUGUCGCCGAUUUGUUGUGAGCAACGAAGCUUCUGACUCCGCGAGAAUGUCAGUCGAAGAAGACCGAAGUCAUUCGGUGACAGCGACCGGUGUCUUGAUCAACGACCGAAACCUCCGACCAAAACUUUCGAUGUACUGGUAGAAGAGGCGAACCUGUUGACAAACAUUCCUUUGUUAUGUUGUGACGACAGUGGACAGUGUUGAGUGUCACUAGGCAGUGACGUUCUGUGCAGGCAAGCAGCAAUGGCGGUUUCCUACAGCGACCGUAAGUUUUUCUUCACCGCUGUGCAGCACUUGGCUCGAUCUCUUGCCUGCAUGAGGCCGACGCCCCCCGACAAGCUUGAUAAUUUGCUGCGUCUGUGCCCUCAAGAAUCGUCGCCGCAGGGAACAUUUCGAAUUGACCAACGUGGACAGGAAGCUGUCAUUGCUACGGGUAUCUACUUUCUCGAAUCGGGCUUCCAGUACAAGGACAAGAUCGUACCUUAUUUUCUCAAACUGCUUCGCGGACUUAGCAAAGCUGUAUGGUUGGAUGAAAUUAAGCUGAACGAUCAAGAACGCAUCCCCGUCUCUGAGCGCUUUGCGUUUUGCCUGGGAACUCUGCUGAGUGACAUCGCCUACCUUUGCGAAGACCUGCGCGAAGAGAUAAUCACAGCGCAGAUUGACUUCUUGGCGGUGCUUGUGAACAUCUGCAAGAGUUUUGCAGACGCGCAGACGCCGCGUGGUAGCACUGGAAAAGUAACCCUAUGCCGUGCCAUUGUACCCCUGCUCAUCGGAACAGCACGGGCGCUUGGCAGGGCAAAGGCUUCGUCGCCGCCUCUCUUCUGUGAGAUCUUCCCGCAGCCAGCGAAGGUGGUGCCUUCGACCGAAGAUGCGCCACGGCCUCGAAGUAACAGCAAUACAGGGAACACGCUGCCAAAGCGGCGUACGUUCAACAACUUCAGGCCGAUUAUUCCACGGUCAUUGUCCGAAUUAAGCCAACUCACACACAAGAACAAGUCCUGUCACGAAUAUGACGAUGACGAAUUUUCUAGAAGAUCGUCGCUUCAAAGUCAGUCUGUAAGUUACGAUCCCACAACAUAUUUUUUUACCAAGCAUGGAUCCAGCUACUCACAAAUGCAUGGAACACCAAGGAUUCAGAACCCACUCAUGCUUUCCAUAAGCAAGCUGCAAACUAUUCUCGGGCUUGCGAAAAAGAUCCUUGCAAAAGAUCUUCUGCAAUUUUUGGAUAACCAAGCAGUAGAAGUGUACAACACAGGGCAGUUGAGACUGUUUCCAUACAAGUCUUUCAAUGAGGUGCUGAACUUGGUGAUGCUGAUGUUGCUCCAAGAGCUGUUGUGCCACCAGACGGGUCAUCCAGCACCCUUUACUAAAGAUGUCCAAGAGUUUGUAAAAGUGCUUUUUCUGAAUGGACAGACAGAACUGCAGAGCAAAAAUCAUGACGCCUGUGAAAAAGAAGACAGAGAAUCUAACUAUGCAACUGCCAACCGAUUCAAAUUGAAUGUGCAAGCUAAUGCAGCCUGUGUUGAUUUGUUGGUGUGGGCUACUACUGAUGAGAAUGGAGCUGAGACCUUGUGCGGAUUUUUGUAUGAUAAAAUUAACUCGCCAUGCAAUGUCAAGCUGGCUUUAGGCCAUAUGCCCUUGUUGCUCGUUUGUCUGGAAGGAUUUGGCAAGCUAGCCGAGAAGUUCCCCAACAUUGCUCAAACGAGCAUAUCAACACUACGGGACUUCUUGGUCAACUCGUCUCCCAUUCUGACAAAGCUCCACUACCAGAACAGCAACUCUGCCUCAAGAACUGGAGGAGCAGGAGCAGCUGGCAUUGGUAUUGCAGAGUCUUCACAGGCAAGCCACAAGUCAGGAACACUGACUGCUUCUAUGGCAGCGUAUGAGAAGCUUUGUGACACAGCUAUUGAAAACUUAUGCAGGGCACUGCGGGUGGGUCUGCAACAAGAUCCCGAGUGUGUUCAGGCCUUUCUGGCAUCAGUGUCUAUCCGGCUGUAUCAAGCAGAGAACAAAGACCUUGAGCCUAGUCUUGUAGCCACAAACACGAUACUGGCUCUCGGUCAUGUUGCAGUAGCACUAAAGGAUACCCCAAAAACGACAAAGUCUAUUCUUCAGUUCUUCCAGCAAAAGUUCUGCCAGCCUGCAUCUCCCCUCGACUCGUUCAUCAUCGAUCAGCUGGGCUGCAUGGUGAUUGCAAAGGUUGACCACACUGUUUAUGAGGAAAUCAUGAAGAUGUUUACCAUGAUCACUGUGGAGUCCAGCUCAGCGUACAACGUGGGCAGCGUUGAGGACAGAAAGCAAGGCUACCGUCAUGUCUCCUUAGCAGUGAUAAAUGCUUUAGCCAAUGUAGCGGCCAGCCUGCAAGGUGAAGAGGAUCAGCUGGAACUUUUGGGGACUUUGCUUGAACUGUUUGUACAGUUGGGGUUGGAGGGCCGCAGGGCCAGUGAGAAACAGGCAGCGCUUAAGGCUUCCAGCAGUGCUGGAAACCUAGGAGUCCUAAUUCCAGUGAUCGCAGUGCUCAUUCGGCGCCUUCCCCCAGUCAUUGAUCCCAAGCCUAGGCUUCAUAAAUUAUUUUGGGACUUCUGGCUCUACUCUGUAGUCAUGGGAUUUACAUCAGAGUCAGGUUUAUGGCCGCGAGAAUGGUAUGAUGGUGUUCGUGAGAUUGCUGCAAAGUCCCCACUUUUAGUCUCCAAGGAGCACUUGCGUUCAGUACUGCAAUACAACUCAGCCAUUCGAAAUGAUACAGUCUCGCUUGGUGAACUGCAAGAGUUGAAGAACCAGAUCUUGAAGCAACUCAAGACUGAGCACUCACAGGAUGUAAGUGCUGUCGUGAACAAGCUGAAUUUUUCUCAGUGCACCUACUUGCUGUCUGUGCUAAGGCUGGAAACUCUGCGAGUGCAAAACAUGCAUGGGGAAAACAGCUUCCACAACAUGGUGAAAUAUAUGGAGUUCUCAACAAUACAGAAAGAUAAAGCAGGAAUGUGGCAGUGCAUCAUGGCUGUGGCUGACAAAGUUUUUAUGGUUCUGUUAGAUGUAAUGUCUAAUAAGCCCAGGAAGAAAGAGAGGGAUGAAGAACUGGAGAAACAUGCAACAUUUUUGCUCUUAAAGUUCAAUCAUCCACAAAAGCAAAUCAGACGUGUUGCCGACAAGUACCUUUCUGCACUUGUAGAUACAUUUCCUCAUCUGCUUUGGAGUGGAAAGGUACUGUGGACAAUGCUCAACAUUCUCCAUGUUCUGGCCAAAUCACUUGAACUAGAUUCAAAUGAACUGAUUUCAGAACUGCCAGUUCCUGGUACUUCAUAUGUCCUGACCCUGACAGACACCAUGGAAGCGAGGGAAAGCAUUGUCCAAGACUUUGCUGCACGAUGCCAAGGCAUUGUUCAAGAAGCCGUCAAGUGGGCCCCAAUCAUAACAAGAUCACACCUGGAAGAAUACUUGGCGUGUUACUCGUACACUGCAGAUGGUCUCACACAACACAGUGGAGUUGCAUUGGCUAUUGAGAGCGUCUUGCAGUUUGCUGGAUUAAACAACUACUCUGCACCAUUGCCAUCAUCGACCUUAGACAAAUGGCCCAGCUGUGUGAAGAACAACUGCUCGGAAUUUGUUUGCUCAAUGGGCUUGCGAUGCAGAUUUGCAGGCGAGAUCACAGGACUCCUGAUGGAUGCAGAAGAUGCCGAAGUGAUGCACAAAGAACUCUCUGCACGGCUCCUGUCUCAGUUGAAGCAGAGCUGGGAAAAGAAGGACGAGCGCAUGCACAAAGAAUGCAUCUUCCGCGUAUGUGCACUUCUCAUUCACUGUUCUGGUACUGACAGAGCUUUGCUUCAUGCGCUCUGUUGGUCUCCUGUGGAACUUUUCACAGAGGAGGCAGUGAGAGGCACAGUGUCAUGUUGGCAGUGGCUUCUUGCUGCCAGGCCUGACCUAGAGCUUCAGUUUCUCCAAGAAAUGUCUGCUGCUUGGCACAUGACAGUUGACAAAAAGAUAGGCCUGUUUUCAGAAGACCCGCCUCAGACAGAUCCAUCUGCUGCUCAUGAGGGAAUGGUACUAGAACCAAAGCCACCAUUUGUGCAGCCUCACACUAUCUGGGUACGCUUCCUUGCAGAGCGCAUUGAAACAGCCAAGUACAGCAGCCUUGAUCAAGUUGAAAUUUUCGCUCAUAUUUUACACCGGUCUUUCUCCGUAAACAUAGGUCAAGACAAGAACCACUGCUGCCGACAUGUUGCUGCAGUUGGUACUCAGUUCCGUUUGUUGACUGCUGGCCUGUCCUUGCUUCAAGGCGAUGUCUUGCCCCAUGGGAUUGGGAAGAGUGUGCUCCGUGAACGGAUCUAUUCAGCAGCCCUUGAUUACUUUUGUGGUCCUCAGAUGUGCCCAACACAGCAGGGUGCUGACCUACGUGAUGACAUCAAUGUUCUUGUAAAGUUCUGGUUGGCAGUUCAUGCUGACAAGAAGUACCUGAAAGCUACUACGAUCUCCGAUAUUUGGGAAACGAGCACACAGAGCAACCUUUCUGUGAUUAUGAAUCCAGAUCUCCGCGGAAGCACCGAAGUGCUCCAGUCACGAUCAACUCCAACUGGGUGGAUCAACACAGUACCCCUCAGCAGUAACAUGUCAACAAUAUCCCGGAGGUCUUCAGCUGGAAGAGGCUCGGCUAUAAAAGACGCAUCUACAGAAGUCUUCGUGCGGGACUACCUAAAGAAGCGAAACCUUAUUCUUGGUUUACUGGCUGUGGAAAUAGAGUUUCUCAUCACUUGGUACAACCCACUCUCCACUUGGGAGCGCAGUGUCACUGGAGAGGAUGCCAUUGCCACUUGGCGAAGCCAGCCUGUCAUUGAUAGAAGCAUGAAGGAUGUAGCUAGGCUGUCCUGGGAGACCUCUCCAUGCCUGGCUAUUUAUGUCCCUUGCCGGUUCAAGACUUCAGACACUAUUCGUGCAGAAGUCUCCCGCCUUGUGCAGCGAAACCCAACUGCAGUUUGUCAUCUUCCUGAGGCAUUGCAGUACCUUACAACACCUGAGAAUGUACUUGGUGACCAUCUGGACCUAAAUCACAUGCUGACAUGGGCACGUGUCUCACCUAUCAAGGCUCUUGCGUACUUCUCAAGGCAAUUCCCUCCACAUCCAAUUACCGCCCAGUAUGCAGUCCGUGUACUGUCAUCCUUUCCUCCAGACACAGUGCUGUUUUACAUACCUCAAAUAAUGCAAGCAGUCCGCUAUGAUGCGAUGGGGUAUGUCACAGAAUUUAUCAAAACUGCUGCCAGCAAAUCUCAGCUCCUUGCACACCAAAUGAUCUGGAACAUGAAGACGAACAUGUAUCUAGAUGAAGAAGGAAUGCAGCAGGAUCCAGACUUGUAUGAGCACUUCGACCACAUUAUGCGCCAUAUUGUUAACUUCCUGUCGGGGCCUGCAAAGCAGUUCUAUGAAAGAGAAUUUGACUUCUUCCAGAAAAUCACAGCUAUUUCAGGGGAGAUCAGAGUGUUUCCCAAAGGCGCAGAACGCAAGAAAGCAUGCCUCACUGAACUCUCCAAGAUCGUUGUUCAGCCUGGUUGCUACUUACCAUCAAAUCCAGAGGCCGUUGUCAUAGACAUUGACUACAAGUCUGGCACCCCAAUGCAGAGUGCAGCAAAAGCUCCAUUCCUUGCGCGCUUCAAAGUCUGUAGGUGUGGAAUCAAAGAGCUAGAGUCUAGGGCAAUGAGUGUCGCGCAAACAGGCAGGCCACAACUGAGCACCGGCAAUGAGUACUGGCAAGCCGCAAUCUUCAAGGUUGGUGAUGAUGUACGCCAAGAUAUGUUGGCUCUGCAGGUUAUCAGCCUAUUCAAAAAUGUGUUCAAUCAAGUUGGAUUAGACCUGUACCUGUUUCCAUACAGAGUUGUAGCCACAGCGCCUGGUUGUGGUGUGAUUGAAUGCGUUCCAAAUGCAAAGUCUCGUGACCAGCUUGGUCGACAAACGGAUAUUGGCAUGUACGAGUAUUUCAUCAAGAAGUACGGUGACGAAUCAACAACAGCAUUCAGAGAAGCCCGUCGGAACUUCAUCAAAAGUAUGGCAGCCUACAGCGUUGUCGGGUUUCUUCUUCAGAUCAAAGAUCGUCACAAUGGCAACAUCAUGCUGGAUACAGAUGGACACAUUAUUCACAUUGACUUUGGCUUCAUGUUUGAGAGCUCGCCAGGAGGAAACCUUGGCUUUGAGCCAGAUAUCAAGCUUACCGAUGAAAUGGUCAUGAUCAUGGGUGGGAAGAUGGAGGCAGCUCCAUUCCGUUGGUUCAUGGAACUUUGCGUGCGGGCUUACCUGGCAGUGCGACCAUAUCGUGAGGACAUUGUCACAUUAGUCUCUCUAAUGCUUGACACUGGUCUGCCCUGUUUUAGAGGCCAAACAAUCAAGCUUUUAAGGUCAAGGUUUGCACCACUUGCUGCUGAGAAGGAAGCAGCAGCAUACAUGCAAAAAAUUAUCAGGGAUUCAUUCCUGAACUUCAGGACACGCACUUACGACAUGAUCCAGUACUAUCAAAACCAGAUUCCAUACUAAGAGGCAGCAUUUGCUUUUGUACUCAAAGGGGUGACUAGUGCAGAAGCAUCACCAUUUUUCGUGCCUGGUGGUAACAUCAGGAGUUAUUAUAUAAUAUCUUCACCAGGCACUUUGAUGGCAGCACUUACUGACUUAGGUUUGUGCACAUUGUGGUGUUUAGGGGUCUUGCUUGUAUCCUUGGUCACUUUUUCUUGUUUCUUGAUAUUUUCUGAUGUAUUUCGAGCUUUGUUGUCAUUGCAGCAGGACCAACAAUAUGAACACUUUUUUGUUUUAUUCUGGGAGUAUUUGUUGACAUGUAGAUGGCAUGACUGCCGACCAAUGUUGUUUGCUUUUGGGGUACACUUCUGACUCCUCCCUGUAAGGUGUAUGUGUUCUGCAUUUGUGAACUGCAGCUCAUAGAUAUCUGUUUAGUGACUGAACAAAAUGCAGACAAAUUGAGUCACAUGGCACCUGGCCCUUCAACACAGACUCUGACAAUUAUUUAUCCAUAUAAUUAGGAUUCUAAACAGUGAACUACAUUGUGCUGUAAUCCACUACAGGAAUUUCGUGUUAAUGCCAACUCAUAGGUAUUGAAGUUCCUUGUAUGCAAUAUUGCUGAUAUAUGUAAAAUGCAUUUCGUCAUUGUUUGAUGUAACAAAUGGUGCAUGUUUGCUAGGGAUCUAGUUCUUGCAGCCAUUAUGGAGUUCUGCAUCAUGCACCUGACGGCUAUAGCUUAAUUGAGAUAUGCAGAUGUUUUAAUGUAAGGUACUCUAGCACAUUAUAUGUAUGAACAAGUGUAUGCAUUUGUAACAUUAACAGCCUGUGUUGUUAUGGAGAGCUGUGAUAAUUUGUUUUGGGCUUGUAGCAGGCAGUACUUGCUUGCAACUCAGAAAUUCUUUUCUUUGCGUUGUUAUGCAGGUCAUGUUAAUAUAUAGAUCUAUGUUAAUAAAGAUUUUACUUAGCACAGUGGAA